CUUGAGCCCAAAGACUAUAUCUUUCCUGCAAUAGGUGCAAAUGGCAUUGUCCACUGUGGUGGACCUGUCUCACAUGACAUUAUUCAAGCAUGGAUUGAUGAAGCAACCACAGAAGCAGGAAUCCCACGAGGUGCAGGUGAUAACUUCACAACCCACACUUAUUCAUGUGAUGGUGCAUAG
This is a messenger RNA of Suillus fuscotomentosus, 180 nucleotides long. RefSeq lists its product as uncharacterized. Lineage: Eukaryota; Fungi; Basidiomycota; Agaricomycetes; Boletales; Suillaceae. The transcript has a single exon. The annotation marks the transcript as partial. The record is from RefSeq and is a predicted model, not a curated record.